UCUCACCUAGUUAGCGCGUCCUGUAAAAACCAACUACUCCUCUUCUCUUAUAUAAAAACAACCCAUUGACAGCCUAACCUCCAGAUACAGCGUGCAUCUGUAUCCCUCCCUCUCCGCAACAAAAGAGUCCAAGAAGAUAAAUUGAUCUCUCUAAAAUCUCCGUAGAGAAAUGAGUUACUACAACCAGCAACAACCUCCUGUUGGUGUCCCGCCUCCUCAAGGUUAUCCACCAGAAGGAUAUCCUAAGGACGCUUAUCCACCACCAGGAUACCCACCGCAAGGGUAUCCUCAAGGUUACCCACCACAAGGUUAUCCACCACAAGGAUAUCCUCCUCCUCCACCCUAUGCUCCUCAGUAUGGUCAACCACCCCGUCAACAACAGGGAAGUUCUGGGCCUGGUUGCAUGGAAGGAUGUUUGGCUGCUCUGUGCUGCUGCUGUCUCCUGGAUGCCUGCUUUUGAUGAGAGAGCUGUGGUUGGGUGAUUGAUUCGAUAGAAGUAUGAUGAUUGAUUUGCAAUGGUCAUUUGAGUGUCCUUCAAAGGGAUUUAUACAAUGAUGCUAUUCUUAUUGAUUUAAGCCCUCCUGUCCAGUUUGUUAUUUCUUCUUUCAAUGCUUAUCUUGCAUAAAUAAUCUGAACCUUUGCAUGGAAGCGAACAAUUUGUUCAACUUCUCAUGCGUUUGUGCGCGCUUUAGUUUCAAAUUCCUUGCCGCUAUGAUUUACUAGCUUUUAUUCUAGAUGUUUGUAAAGUGUUUGGAAUUGUGAUUUUACUAAAUGGAAGUACAUUCACCAGCUA
Messenger RNA from Populus nigra (black poplar), 793 nucleotides. RefSeq names its product cysteine-rich and transmembrane domain-containing protein WIH2-like. The record is from RefSeq and is a predicted model, not a curated record. The coding region runs from base 170 to 460 and encodes 96 amino acids. The transcript is spliced from 3 exons. Lineage: Eukaryota; Viridiplantae; Streptophyta; Magnoliopsida; Malpighiales; Salicaceae.